Puccinia graminis f. sp. tritici CRL 75-36-700-3 is the source of this 399-nucleotide messenger RNA. RefSeq lists its product as uncharacterized. The record is from RefSeq and is a predicted model, not a curated record. The coding region runs from base 1 to 399 and encodes 132 amino acids. NCBI's taxonomy places the organism in Eukaryota, Fungi, Basidiomycota, Pucciniomycetes, Pucciniales, Pucciniaceae. The transcript has 2 exons.
AUGAAGAUUCCCAAUCGCCACCUACUCCUAGUAUUUUUGUCCUUGAUAGCCUCCGGUGCUUCCUUAGAAGACUUGCCACGAGUUACCAGGGAUUUUCUUUCUCGUUGGACUGGUACCACUGGCGGCGGCGUUACCACCCCACAAGACAUGGAUGGCAUAGAUUUGCAGGCAAAUUCUCUCACACUUCAAGGGACAGCUAAGGAGGUCGAUUUCAGCUCGAAUCUUACCAGUAGCCCUUACGGAGCUCGACAGAGAGGUGAUUUGCCAAGCUUCAGUCCCCCGUUGCCCCCAGCUGAAUGUAAGGGGAAAGAUUCAUUCCCUGGUUAUCUUAUUGGGGAGGUUCCAAGGGGAUCGAGGCUUGUGCCUUCUGAAGCGCACAUCCCGAAUCGCAGCCACUAG